This is a messenger RNA of Ilex paraguariensis (yerba mate), 666 nucleotides long. The record is from the annotation of a GenBank genome assembly. Lineage: Eukaryota; Viridiplantae; Streptophyta; Magnoliopsida; Aquifoliales; Aquifoliaceae.
AUGUUUCUGUUUUUUUCCCUUCUCUUUACCCUGUACUUCACUUCCACCUUCACCAAUGCAGCCACAUUUGAUAUCACAAACCGAUGUCCCUACACCGUCUGGGCAGCUGCCUCCCCCGGUGGAGGCAGGCGACUCGACCAAGGCCAGACCUGGAACAUCAAUGUGAACCCUGGCACGACCCAGGCUCGUAUUUGGGGCCGAACCAAUUGCAACUUUGAUGCUAAUGGCCAAGGCAAAUGCGAUACCGGUGACUGUGGUCGCCUUGAAUGCCAAGGCUAUGGCUCACCCCCAAACACCUUAGCUGAAUUUGCCUUAAACCAACCUAACAACUUGGACUAUGUCGACAUUUCUCUUGUUGAUGGUUUCAAUAUUCCGAUGGAGUUCAGCCCCACCACCAAUGUGUGCCGUAACCUCAGAUGCACCGCUCCGAUCAACGACCAGUGUCCGGCUGAAUUACGGGCUCCCGGUGGCUGCAACAAUCCAUGCACAGUGUUCAAAACCAAUCAAUAUUGUUGCACUGAUGGGCCUGGGAGCUGUGGGCCUACUGAUUUCUCCAAGUUCUUCAAGGAGAGGUGCCCGGAUGCUUAUAGCUACCCUCAGGAUGAUCCAACAAGCUUGUUCACUUGCCCUGCUGGUACCAACUACAGGGUUGUGUUCUGCCCAUGA